Peromyscus californicus insignis is the source of this 4829-nucleotide messenger RNA. RefSeq names its product slit guidance ligand 3 (gene Slit3). The record is from RefSeq and is a predicted model, not a curated record. Gene Ontology annotation, molecular function: Roundabout binding; heparin binding; calcium ion binding. The transcript is spliced from 36 exons. Bases 89 to 4660 code for a protein of 1523 amino acids. Gene Ontology annotation, biological process: negative chemotaxis; axon guidance. NCBI's taxonomy places the organism in Eukaryota, Metazoa, Chordata, Mammalia, Rodentia, Cricetidae.
CGCCCCCGAGGCCGCCCGCGCGCCUCCUCGGGCUCCUCGUGUCCCGCCGCGCCAGGCAGCCUCUUCUGGGCUCGGGUGCUUGCACACCAUGGCCCCGGGGCGGACCUGGGCCGGCGCCGCCGUGCGCGCCCGCCUGGCGCUGGCCUUGGCGCUGGCGAGCGUCCUGAGCGGACCCCCCGCUGCCGCCUGCCCCACCAAGUGUACCUGCUCCGCCGCUAGCGUGGACUGCCACGGGCUGGGCCUGCGCGCCGUUCCACGGGGCAUCCCCCGCAACGCAGAGCGCCUUGACCUGGACAGAAAUAACAUCACCAGGAUCACCAAGAUGGACUUCGCUGGACUGAAGAAUCUCCGAGUCUUGCAUCUGGAGGACAAUCAGGUGAGCGUCAUCGAGAGAGGCGCCUUCCAGGACCUGAAGCAGCUGGAGCGAUUACGUCUGAACAAGAACAAGCUCCAGGUCCUUCCAGAAUUGCUUUUCCAGAGCACACCAAAGCUCACCAGACUAGAUCUGAGCGAGAACCAGAUCCAGGGCGUCCCGAGGAAGGCGUUCCGUGGCAUCGCAGACGUGAAGAACCUGCAACUGGACAAUAACCACAUCAGCUGCAUUGAAGAUGGAGCCUUCCGAGCGCUGCGCGAUUUGGAGAUCCUCACCCUCAACAACAACAACAUCAGCCGCAUCCUAGUCACCAGCUUCAACCACAUGCCGAAGAUUCGGACUCUGCGUCUCCACUCCAACCAUCUGUACUGUGAUUGUCAUUUGGCCUGGCUCUCGGAUUGGCUGAGACAGCGGCGGACAGUUGGCCAGUUCACCCUCUGCAUGGCUCCCGUGCACCUGAGAGGCUUCAAUGUGGCAGAUGUGCAGAAGAAGGAGUAUGUGUGUCCAGGUCCCCACUCUGAGGCUCCGUCCUGCAAUGCCAACUCCCUGUCCUGCCCUUCUGCUUGCACAUGCAGUAAUAACAUCGUGGACUGCCGGGGGAAGGGACUGACAGAGAUCCCUGCCAACCUGCCAGAGGGCAUUGUGGAAAUACGCCUGGAGCAGAACUCCAUCAAAUCCAUUCCUGCAGGAGCCUUCACCCAGUACAAGAAGCUGAAGCGAAUAGACAUCAGCAAGAAUCAAAUAUCGGACAUAGCUCCAGAUGCCUUCCAGGGCCUGAAAUCACUCACAUCGCUGGUGCUCUAUGGUAACAAGAUUGCAGAGAUUCCCAAGGGACUGUUGGACGGGCUGGUGUCCCUACAGCUGCUCCUCCUCAAUGCCAACAAGAUCAACUGCCUGCGGGUGAACACCUUCCAGGACCUGCAGAACCUCAACCUGCUCUCUCUGUACGACAACAAGUUGCAGACCAUCAGCAAGGGGCUCUUCGCUCCUCUGCAGUCCAUCCAGACCCUCCACUUAGCUCAAAACCCAUUUGUUUGCGACUGCCACUUGAAGUGGCUGGCUGACUACCUUCAGGACAACCCCAUUGAGACAAGCGGGGCCCGCUGCAGCAGCCCACGCCGGCUGGCCAACAAGCGCAUCAGCCAGAUCAAAAGCAAGAAGUUCCGCUGCUCAGGCUCUGAGGAUUAUCGCAACAGAUUCAGCAGUGAGUGUUUCAUGGACCUCGUGUGCCCUGAGAAGUGCCGCUGCGAGGGUACCAUUGUGGACUGCUCCAACCAGAAGCUGGCCCGCAUCCCGAGCCACCUCCCUGAAUAUACCACUGACCUGCGACUGAAUGACAAUGACAUCUCUGUCCUGGAGGCCACUGGGAUCUUCAAGAAGCUGCCCAACCUGCGAAAAAUAAACCUGAGCAACAAUAGGAUCAAGGAGGUGCGAGAGGGUGCCUUCGAUGGAGCAGCUGGCGUUCAGGAGCUGAUGCUGACAGGGAACCAGCUGGAGACCAUGCAUGGGCGCAUGUUCCGGGGCCUCAGUGGCCUCAAGACACUGAUGUUGAGGAGCAACCUGAUCAGCUGUGUCAACAAUGACACCUUCGCUGGCCUGAGCUCUGUGAGACUGCUGUCGCUCUAUGACAACCGGAUCACCACCAUCACCCCCGGAGCCUUCACCACGCUCGUCUCCCUGUCCACCAUAAACCUCCUGUCUAACCCUUUCAACUGCAACUGCCACCUGGCCUGGCUCGGCCGGUGGCUGAGGAAGCGUCGGAUCGUCAGUGGGAACCCCAGAUGCCAGAAGCCCUUUUUCCUCAAGGAGAUUCCCAUCCAAGACGUGGCCAUCCAGGACUUCACCUGCGACGGCAACGAGGAGAGCAGCUGCCUGCUGAGUCCACGCUGCCCUGAGCAGUGCACCUGCGUGGAGACGGUGGUGCGAUGCAGCAACAGGGGGCUCCGUGCCCUCCCCAAAGGCAUGCCGAAGGACGUGACCGAACUGUACCUAGAAGGAAACCACUUAACAGCGGUGCCCAAGGAGUUGUCCUCCCUCCGACAGCUGACGCUUAUUGACCUGAGCAACAACAGCAUCGGCAUGCUGACCAAUUACACCUUCAGCAACAUGUCCCACCUCUCCACGCUGAUCCUGAGCUACAACCGGCUGAGAUGCAUCCCUGUCCAUGCCUUCAAUGGGCUACGGUCACUCCGAGUGCUAACCCUCCACGGCAAUGACAUUUCCAGUGUUCCUGAAGGCUCCUUCAAUGAUCUGACUUCCCUUUCCCACCUGGCCCUGGGAACCAACCCUCUCCACUGCGACUGCAGUCUGCGUUGGUUAUCAGAGUGGGUAAAGGCUGGCUAUAAGGAGCCUGGCAUUGCCAGAUGCAGUAGCCCAGAGUCCAUGGCGGACAGGCUCCUGCUUACCACUCCUACCCACCGGUUCCAGUGCAAAGGGCCAGUGGACAUUAACAUCGUGGCCAAGUGCAACGCCUGCCUCUCUAGUCCGUGCAAGAACAAUGGCACAUGCAGCCAGGAUCCUGUGGAGCAAUACCGCUGCACCUGCCCCUACAGCUACAAGGGCAAGGACUGCACCGUGCCCAUCAACACCUGUGUCCAGAACCCCUGUCAGCACGGAGGUACCUGCCACCUGAGUGAGAGCCACAAAGAUGGGUUCAGCUGCUCCUGCCCGCUGGGCUUUGAGGGACAACGGUGUGAGAUCAACCCCGACGACUGUGAGGACAACGACUGUGAAAACAAUGCCACCUGUGUGGAUGGGAUCAACAACUACGCAUGUGUGUGCCCGCCUAACUACACAGGGGAGCUGUGCGAUGAGGUGAUUGACUACUGUGUGCCCGAGAUGAACCUCUGUCAACAUGAGGCCAAGUGCAUCUCCCUGGACAAAGGAUUCAGGUGUGACUGUGUCCCUGGUUACAGUGGGAAGCUGUGCGAGACAGACAAUGACGACUGUGCAGCCCACAAGUGCCGCCACGGAGCCCAGUGUGUGGAUGCAGUCAAUGGCUACACAUGCAUCUGCCCCCAGGGCUUCAGUGGUCUCUUCUGUGAGCAUCCCCCACCCAUGGUUCUGCUACAGACCAGCCCCUGUGACCAGUAUGAGUGCCAGAACGGGGCACAGUGCAUUGUGGUGCAACAGGAGCCCACUUGCCGCUGUCCCCCAGGCUUUGCUGGGCCCAGGUGUGAGAAGCUCAUCACUGUGAACUUCGUAGGCAAGGACUCCUAUGUGGAACUGGCCUCUGCCAAGGUCCGGCCUCAGGCCAACAUCUCAUUGCAGGUGGCCACUGACAAGGACAACGGCAUCCUUCUUUACAAGGGAGACAAUGACCCCUUGGCACUGGAGCUGUACCAGGGCCAUGUGAGGCUGGUGUAUGACAGCCUGAGCUCCCCUCCAACCACGGUGUACAGUGUGGAGACGGUGAACGAUGGUCAGUUUCACAGUGUGGAGCUGGUGAUGCUAAACCAGACCUUGAACCUGGUGGUAGACAAAGGAGCCCCCAAGAGCCUGGGGAAGCUCCAGAAGCAGCCGGCAGUGGGCAUCAACAGCCCCCUCUAUCUUGGAGGCAUCCCCACCUCCACAGGCCUCUCAGCCUUACGCCAGGGUGCAGACAGGCCGCUGGGCGGCUUCCACGGCUGUAUCCACGAGGUGCGCAUCAACAACGAAUUGCAGGAUUUCAAGGCCCUCCCACCUCAGUCCCUGGGGGUCUCUCCUGGCUGCAAGUCCUGCACUGUGUGUCGGCAUGGCUUGUGCCGUGCUGUGGAGAAGGACAAUGUCGUAUGUGAGUGCCACCCAGGAUGGACCGGUCCACUGUGUGAUCAGGAAGCUCGUGACCCCUGCCUUGGUCACAGCUGCAGCCAUGGGAAAUGUGUGGCGAUGGGCAGCACAUACAUGUGCAAGUGUGCAGAGGGCUACGGAGGAGCCUUGUGUGACCACAAGAAUGACUCUGCCAGUGCCUGCUCAGCCUUCAAGUGCCACCACGGGCAAUGCCACAUCUCAGAUCAAGGGGAGCCCUACUGCCUGUGCCAGCCUGGCUUCAGUGGCAACCACUGUGAGCAAGAGAAUCCAUGUUUGGGGGAGAUAGUCCGUGAAGCCAUCCGCCGUCAGAAAGAUUAUGCCUCCUGUGCCACGGCCUCCAAGGUGCCCAUCAUGGAGUGCCGUGGGGGCUGCGGGAGCCAGUGCUGCCAGCCCAUCCGCAGCAAGCGGCGGAAAUACGUCUUCCAGUGCACGGACGGCUCCUCGUUCGUGGAGGAGGUGGAGAGACACUUGGAAUGUGGCUGCCGCACGUGUUCCUGAGCCCCUCUGCCACCUCCCCACCCACCACCUCUCAGACUCCAGCUCGCUGGGCUGGGGACGGCCACAGGGAACCUCUUUGAGAUUCAGAAUGAAGGAGAAAAAGCUGGAGAGGAAGAGGCAAAAGAGAGAAUAUUAAGUAUAUUGUAAAAUAAACAAAAAAUAGAACUUA